Molecule: messenger RNA, 768 nt
Organism: Strongylocentrotus purpuratus (purple sea urchin)
Lineage: Eukaryota; Metazoa; Echinodermata; Echinoidea; Camarodonta; Strongylocentrotidae
Product: actin CyI, cytoplasmic-like
Exons: 2
Coding region: 1-612 (203 amino acids)
Source: RefSeq, a predicted model, not a curated record
AUGUCCGAAUCUGAUGAGGAACUCGUCACUGUGGUAAUCGACAACGGCUCGGGGUCGAUCAAAGCAGGGUUCGCAGGCGACGAUGGACCACGAUCCGAGAGAGAAAUUGUUCGGGAGAUCAAAGAAAAAUUUUGCUACGUCGCUCAGGACUUUGAGAAAGAGAUGCUUGGCUCAUCUGCAAUGACCAAAACCUGUACACUUCCGGAUCUCCACGAUAUCUCUCUUGGCAACGAAAUCUUCCGUGUCCCCGAAAUCCUCUUCAUACCCUCUCUGGCUGAUCUUGAUCACGCCAGCGUUCACCAACUCGUCUACAAUGCCAUCAUGAAAUGCGACAUCGAUCUCCGAUUGAAUCUCUAUUCCAAUAUCUUUCUCGUCGGAGGCUCCAAGAUGAUUCCAGGAUUCCAACUUGAAGAAAGACUCCAAAAAGAACUUUCCGCCUUGUUUCCUCAAAAGGCAAAGGUCAAGGUUAAUGCUUGGCCAGAAAGGAAAUAUUUUGUGUGGAUUGGUGGGUCAAUGAUUGCCUCUUCUUCGAUCUUCCAGCAGAUGUGGUUUACCAAGAAGGAGUAUGACGAACAUGGACCAAGUGUUGUACAUAAAACAUGUACGAAAUAGCGUGUUUACAAGCUGAUAAAAUGUUAGGUGAUCCGACAUAAUUUUGCUCUUGCGGUAUGUAGUCAGACUGUACUUUGUCUGAGAUAUAGGGUUAGAACCAAUGUUGCAAUUGAGUUUGAGAUUAUUUCUAAGGUCAGGGUUAGUGUUAGGGUUAGU